Molecule: messenger RNA, 858 nt
Organism: Fusarium vanettenii 77-13-4
Lineage: Eukaryota; Fungi; Ascomycota; Sordariomycetes; Hypocreales; Nectriaceae
Exons: 1
Coding region: 1-858 (285 amino acids)
Source: RefSeq, a predicted model, not a curated record
AUGCUGUCCCUGCCGAGCCGGACUAGCCAAGGGGCUCUCGAAGGCAUUUACACCUGGUGCCAGAAAUGUGGUGCUGGUUGCAUCGCCCCAGUCGGAGAGAAGUUUAGAGACCAUCUCGGCGAGCGCAGUAUCUACUGUACCAAAGAGUGCUGGUGGAAGCACGGUCAAGAGCGAGGGUUCACGCCUUACGGUGGCUAUUCGAAUCCUAUCAUCUGCGAACCACCUCCCGAUCCUAACACUAUUAUGCCCAUCUUCACUCCGAGACUUCGACCUGCCAUGUACAGACCUCCCACUACCACGUCGUGUCGCGCCCCUGUCUUGUUGCGCAAGCUUCCUGUCCAACCCCCUCAAGACGCAGUCUCAACACCUCGCUACAGGAACUUAAGCCGUCCUCAUCCAAAAGACAUCCCGUGGCCAGCACCUGAGAUCCCAUCGGGAGGCUCUGGGUACGGCUAUCCAAACGUCAACUGGCUUCACUACAUGCCCGACACAGAGGUCUUCGGCUACCUGAUCGACUCGUUCCGCCUUCGCAUGCAGGAUAUCAAGAGUCGACCAACAACUCGCCUCGACGUUUUUUACCGGGAUUGGAAUAAGGAUAUGGCCGGCUUCAAGCACUAUCUCGACUUGGCUGAAGAGACUCCGGGCCUUUUACCCAUCGAGUGGAAGUCCAAGAGGGCGGCGUGCGAGAAUCUCUGCAAGCUUGAGCCAUACUAUGACCUAGCGAGUUUAGACGCUCUGGACAAGCCAUCCAUCAUCCAUCAUCACGACGGCGACCGGAAGUGCAUUCAUAGGCUUCGAGAGCUGGCGCAGGCCGUGUUUGGGUACGCGCCUGGCAACCUAAAUCUGAGCAAGUUGUGA